GGGGCCAGUAGACAGCCACGAUGCCUGCCUGGAAGCUGCUGGGGCUCCUGGUCCUUUGCCUGUGUGCCGGAGGCAUCUCGGGCAGUGGAGACCCCUCUCCCAGGCCCACAGACACCCAAGAAGAGGAGGAUUCUCCGCCAUUGCCUCUGGGCCCCCCAAUCCCCGGUGACCCCUGGCCAGGGGUACCUCCCGUGUUUGAUGAGCCUCCACCUCCAGGCUCCAACCGCCCCUGGAGAGAUCUGCCUGAUGCUGGUGCCUGGCCCCCAGAGCCCCCUAGCACUGAUCCCCCUCACCCUCCUCUGCCUGAUGACCCCUGGCCAGCAGGAACGCAGCCCCCAGAAAACCCCUGGCCACCCGCCCCUGAGAUGGGCCACGGAUCUCAGGAGGAACCAGACCUUGACCCACCCCAGGAAGAGUACCGAUAGGGAGGAGCCCCAGGGAACUCCACGGAGCGCACCCAAGCCCACUCUCUCCUGUG
Messenger RNA from Psammomys obesus (fat sand rat), 478 nucleotides. It is a transcript of the gene Psors1c2, whose product is annotated as psoriasis susceptibility 1 candidate 2. The transcript has 2 exons. NCBI's taxonomy places the organism in Eukaryota, Metazoa, Chordata, Mammalia, Rodentia, Muridae. Bases 21 to 425 code for a protein of 134 amino acids. The record is from RefSeq and is a predicted model, not a curated record.